AGGCGGCCGCCGGCCCUCCCCGACCGCGCAUGCGGCAGUGCUGGGCCGGGGCAGCGCUGCCGCGCUCGGGGGCUGAAGUGUGGGUAUCCCUUCCCCCGGCCCCGUCCCCUCCUCCCCUGCGGGCCCCCGGCAGCGCCCCCGCAGAUGGGCUUGGGCUGGAGCAGCGCGGAGGAGCGGCGGCCCCUCCUGCCGCCGCCGCCGCAGCAGCCGCGGCCGCAGCCGCGGGGGCCGGCGGGGGUCCCGGCGGGGCGGCUGCCGCCGCUGUCGGGCCGCGUGUACGGGCGGCGGUGGCUGGUGCUGCUGCUGUUCUCGCUGCUGGGCUUCGCGCAGGGCCUGGUGUGGAACACCUGGGGCCCUAUCCAGAACUCGGCCCGCCUGGCCUUCGGCUUCAGCGGCUGGGACAUCGCCCUGCUCGUCUUCUGGGGGCCCAUCGGCUUCGCGCCCUGCUUCUUCUUCAUGUGGCUCAUGGACAAGAAGGGUCUGAGGGUAACAGUGUUACUGACAUCAUCCCUCAUGGUAUUGGGAGCUGGCCUGAGAUGUGUUCCAGUUUCAGACCUAGAAAUUAGGAAGAAGCUGAUCCACGGCGGGCAGCUGCUGAACGGGCUGGCGGGGCCCACGGUGAUGAACGCGGCUCCCUUCCUCUCCACCACCUGGUUCUCCCCGGACGAGCGCGCCACGGCCACGGCCAUCGCCUCGCUGCUCAACUACCUGGGCUCGGCCGCCGCCUUCCUGGUGGGGCCGCUGGUGGUGCCGCCGCCCAACGGCACGGCGCAGCUGGCGGCGCCCGGCAGCGCCCCGCGCAUCAAGGACCGCAUCGAGGCCGUGCUCUAUGCAGAAUUUGGAAUGGUUUCCCUGAUAUUUUCUGCAGCGUUGGCCUACUUCCCCUCGCGCCCUCCAUUCCCCCCCAGCGUGGCUGCAGCGAGCCAGCGGCUCAGCUACAGGAGAAGUUUUUGCAGACUCUUAAGCAAUUUCCGAUUCUUGAUGAUUGCUUUGGCCUAUGCGAUACCACUGGGUGUUUUCUCUGGCUGGUCUGGUGUUCUGGAUUUGAUAUUAACACCCAUUCAUGUAAGCCAGGUGGAUGCAGGCUGGAUUGGAUUUUGGUCUAUAGUUGGAGGUUGUGUUGUUGGCAUAGCAAUGGCAAGAUUUGCAGAUUUUAUCAGGGGCAUGCUGAAGUUCAUACUGCUGCUGCUUUUAUCUGGAGCAACAUUAGCAUCAACCUGGUUCACUCUCACCUGUCUAACUACUGUCACUCAUCUGCCUUUAACCACAGCUACACUGUACACAUCCUGCAUUUUGCUGGGCAUAUUCCUCAACAGCAGUGUACCAAUAUUCUUUGAGCUCUUUGUGGAGACAGUCUACCCUGUUCCAGAAGGAAUCAGCUGUGGAGUUGUCACCUUUUUGAGUAAUGUGUUCAUGGGAGUGCUUUUGUUUUUCCUCACAUUUUACCACACAGAGUUUUCCUGGUUCAACUGGUGCCUGCCAGGGUCGUGUCUGCUCAGCCUGCUCCUCAUCCUGUGCUUCCGCGAGUCCUACGACAGACUUUAUCUCGACGUCGUCGUCUCCGUGUGAUCACCCCGCACUGGUGAGGGCUUGGAAGAGACUGGAAGUCGGCUUUGCAGUCUGCACAUCUGCCUGGAUUUGCACAGCUGAACAGCAGAAAAACAAAGAAAUUUCAAGACUUAAUCAUGGCUUUAUUUAGAGAGGGUGAGGGAUGGGUCGUUCUUACGUUCAAGACCAUCUUGAUUUGCCAUAAAUGUGGAACUGGAGUGCUGAUGGUGACACCCAAAUGCACAAAGAGAAUCUCUCUGCUGUCCAGGUCCCUGUGCAGGGCUGGGGCUCUCUGUUGAAGAGGCUGUUGAUGUAGCAGUGAGGUGUAUGUUGUGUGUGUGCCUGUGUGCUGACUCACGGUUAUACACACCAGGGUACCAGUAAUCUUCAGUCUUCUAUCAGAAUGAAAAUAGGGAAUAAUCUUAACAAAAGGAAAAAAAAGUAAGAAAAGAAAACAAAAAUCUUUUCAAGAUCUCUUUAAAAUCACUAGUCAUUUAUAUAUUGAAUGUUCAUUAAACAUUUAAGCUAAAAUUAUUUGGUGCUUGUACACUACAUUUACAUUCUAAUAAAGUGGGUUCUGAUAUAAGACGCUGGUACCAGGGUUUCUAGCCAUACUAAAUAUCCCAAAUAAUCCUUGCAGUGUUAUUAGAGGCGUUUGUUACCACCCUGGAGCACAAGUAAACAAUAGCUUUAGCUGCCACUGAAUCCCAUCCUGCACCCACAGCCAUCUCUGAAAUGCCACCAUGGUUCCGAAUCUCCUGAAUAUGGAGCAUCUGUGGUGUACUGGAGUGUCACUCUAGGUAAAUGUUGCUGUUCUAAAGGCCACCACUGUGUCACCUUUCCAUCCUCCAUCUCCAGUACUGCCUUUUUUACUGUUUGUGCCACUGAAUACUGUGGGUGUGGAUGUCUAAAUCCUGCUAGUUCUCUCCUGAUACUCUAAGGUGUGUGUGGUUUUUAGGAUUAGUUUAUGACUGAGGGUGCCUAAACAAUAUUGCUUGUAACCCAAGUCUGGAAAAAUCACUGUUUCCUAAAAAAACCUUUCUAGUUGAGGAGGUGCAUUGAUGGCGAAGUGACAAUGAGUUUGACAAUGAGUAACUCACGAGUUCUGGCAUAAUAUGGGAAAUUAAUGCCAGCUCUUUUUAUCAGUACUAAUCUGUGGUCGUUCUGGCCCUACUUGAACAUAAAUAUUAAAGACACUUUGAAUAGUUUUUUAACUCAAUUUUUAAACCUGCUAAUUUCUUAAUUAUAUUCUUAGAUUUCAGUUCAGCAUCAUUUAAAAUAUUUCUGUAUGUGUGUGUGUGUGUGUGUUCUGUGCUUUGUGUUAUGGGGGUGUGUUUGUGUGUAUGGGGGCGUGCAUAUUUAUAUCAAUGUAUACACAAAUAAAACUUAUAUAUAUAAGAGAUACCUAUAGAUAUAUAUAUAUAAGUUGUGCAAGGGUGUGUAUUUCCCUAGGUUUACUCCAGGUGAUCCUGUCUGGGGAAGGUGAUGUGCCCUUGUUGGUAACCAAGCCAGUCACUGCCGUGAGUGGGGCUGCGUUGUGCCCCGUCUGCCACAGCGAUUCUUUUCAGGGGUGAACAAUUCCCUAUCGUGGCACUUCUGUGGCAGGGGGUGGGUGCACGUGUUGGAGGAGGCUCUGCAUCUCUAGAAGUUGAAUCAAGCACCCUCUGCUCCUGUGUGGGGCUCUUCUUUGCCCCUGGGGCCACACCAACGUGGUAAGCUCACUCAAAUAAACUCAAAACUACCUUUCAGACAUGGAUCUGUUCCUUCUGCCUGCUCUCCUUUUGCAGAGAGAAUACACCUCUAAGACUUAACUCAGGAGUGUAUCUGUGCAGUAAAAUAAAACAAGCUGUUCCCUGCU
Molecule: messenger RNA, 3406 nt
Organism: Pyrgilauda ruficollis (rufous-necked snowfinch)
Lineage: Eukaryota; Metazoa; Chordata; Aves; Passeriformes; Passeridae
Gene: SLC49A4
Product: solute carrier family 49 member 4
Exons: 9
Coding region: 145-1569 (474 amino acids)
Cellular component (GO): intracellular membrane-bounded organelle; membrane
Source: RefSeq, a predicted model, not a curated record